UGCCCUACCCCCGUCUCCUUCUCCUCUCCUUUCCCCACACAGCCCCGCCCGCCCCCCUCCUUCCUCGUCCGCCCCCAAGGAACCUGCCAGCCAUGAAGGGGGCCAAAUCCAAGGGCGCCGCCAAGGCCGAAACCAAGUUGGCGGUGAAGAGCAAGGGGGCGGAGAAGCCGGCGCCCAAGGGCAGGAAGAGCAAGCCCGCCAAGGACCCAAACAAGCCCAAGAGGGCGCCCAGCGCCUUCUUCGUCUUCAUGGGCGAGUUCCGCAAGGAGUUCAACGAGAAGAACCCCAAGAAUAAAUCCGUCGCUGCAGUCGGCAAAGCAGCUGGCGAGAGGUGGAAAAGCUUGAGCGAAUCGGACAAGGCUCCCUACGUGGCCAAGGCCAACAAGCUCAAGGGCGAGUACAACAAGGCCAUUGCUGCCUACAACAAGGGCGAGGUAUCGACGAGCACUGCUGCCGCCAAGAAGGCUGCUCCUGCUGCCAAGGAGGAGGACGACGACGAGGAGGAAUCCGACAAGUCCAAGUCCGAGAUUAAUGACGAGGAUGACGACGAGGGUAGCGAUGAGGAUGAGGACGAUGACGAGUGAAGCCUCUCAAGACGGUGCUCCAAUGGACAAGAUAGGAGCUUCCCUGCAAGGGGCCUGCUGCGGUGGUGGUGUCUGGCCUCAUAAGGAUCCUAUCCAUCUGUGUACUAGAAUUAUCCAGUUUCGCUUCAACAUUGUGAUGUUUUACCUUUUCUCUCGUCAUAUAACGGAUAGAGCUCCUUGUUGGCGCCACCGGCGGGUGCUGUCCUUCCCCGCUUGUACCUAGAAUUACUCUUUCCAUUGUCACUGAGCGGCUAACAUUGUGGUAACAUCAGUUUGGUAAUGUUAGAUUAAAUUGCUGUU
Messenger RNA from Lolium perenne, 884 nucleotides. Lineage: Eukaryota; Viridiplantae; Streptophyta; Magnoliopsida; Poales; Poaceae. The record is from RefSeq and is a predicted model, not a curated record.